GCCUGCCAUAUUGAAUGUUUGGUAGAAACCGCACCGACCAACAAAAAUGAAACUGAAGCGCUUUUUACUUCGCUAUUAUCCACCUGGAAUUAUAUUGGAAUAUGAACAAGGAGGGAAUGUAAAAACAAAAUCCAUAGACCUGCUGGACCUACGACCAGAGACUGAUGUUGAUGCUGUCGUGGAGGAGAUUGCCAGGAAGGAACCUCUUAUAACAGCCUCCAAAACAGACCAAGUCAGGAAGCUUGUUAUUCGUUUACAAGAAAAGCUGAGUCAACGAGAUGAUCAUCACUUUUAUCUUUUCAAGGUGCUUAGAGCUCACAUACUGCCAUUAACAAAUGUAGCAUUCAACAAGUCUGGGUCAAGUUUCAUCACAGGUAGCUAUGACCGCACAUGUAAGGUCUGGGAUACAGCCUCCGGGGAGGAGCUCCAUACCUUGGAGGGACACCGCAAUGUUGUCUAUGCCAUCGCCUUCAAUAACCCCUAUGGAGACAAGAUUGCCACUGGUUCUUUUGAUAAAACAUGUAAGCUGUGGAGUUCAGAGACGGGCAAGUGUUUUCAUACAUUCCGGGGCCAUACUGCUGAAAUAGUUUGCCUGAGCUUUAACCCCCAGAGCUCUGUGAUUGCCACCGGCAGCAUGGACACCACUGCCAAACUGUGGGAUGUAGAAACAGGGCAGGAAAAGGGAACUCUCUCUGGUCAUUCAGCUGAAAUCAUCUCCCUAUCCUUUAACUCAACUGGUAGUCACCUCAUCACUGGAUCGUUUGAUCACACAGUAUCGGUGUGGGAUGUCAACUCAGGAAAAAAAAUUCAUACGUUGAUAGGCCACCGGGCAGAGAUCAGCAGUGCGCAGUUUAACUACGACUGUUCUCUGAUAGCCACUGGCUCCAUGGAUAAAACAUGCCGCAUCUGGGACGCGUCUUCAGGGAAGUGUAUUAGGACGUUAGGUGGUCAUGAGGAUGAAGUGCUGGACGUUGGGUUUGAUUACACUGGACAGCACCUAUUGACCGCCUCGGCUGACGCGACUGCCCGUGUCUACAAUGCCACAACUCACAUCCUCGUCUCCAAACUUGAAGGGCAUGAGGGAGAAAUAUCCAAGAUCUGCUUUAAUCCACAAGGGACCUCUGUGCUUACAGCAAGUUCAGAUAAAACAGCAAGGCUCUGGGACCCUGAGACAGGCGCAUGUAAACAAAUACUGGAAGGACACUCUGAUGAAAUCUUCAGUUGUGCUUUUAAUUAUGAGGGGAACACCAUUAUUACAGGGAGUAAAGACAACACAUGUCGAAUAUGGAGGUGAUGUUAGUCAAGGAAACAAACUAUGUCAGUAUUAAACAUUUUUGCCAGUCUACAUGGAAGACAGGUUCAUACAUCACGGCAACAUCUUCUUCCAUCAUCAGCUGUAGGCCUGAUCACCAAGGUUACAGAGGUCAUUUGCAUUAGUGACGGACAUCAACCAAUGGGAACUCCUGUUACAGUAUUUGUCUCCAGGAUAUUCUACUUUUUUAGGAAUCCAUUUCAACUAUCAGGAUGCACUAAGAUAUAUCGGAUGUGAUAAUUCCAACUGAAUGGAGUGACCAAUUUCUAGUUUUCCAUUUCAUGAUAUAGUUUGUCAUGACUGGAUUCCUCACUCCUAGAAGUAGGUUUUGAAUUAAAUUGCCUGUUACGAGAGGGUUAAGAAACAGUACUGGAGAGCAAGGAGUCUAGUUUUUCUUAUAGCAAGCCAGGAAGUAAGAAUAGAUAGUUAAUCAUGAAUGCUUGAAUAAAUGAAUUUGCUUGUCAGUAAUUUGAUUAGAAGAGUCUGUUUGAAAUGAUUUAUAUUACAUUAAACAUUGGACAUGUGUUUUAGCUAUUUGAUGGCAUUGUCCACAUGCACAGCUUUGAAUUCAUGAAUUUACAUCAUGCAACAUAGGUCAGUGUAUCAUGGAAAAUUAGAGUAGUAUGGCUACAUAAAGCAGAUACUCCCAGUGUUAACAGUUGGAUUUUAUAUAAAGUGAGAAAAAUUAACUGUCUACCAAAUAUGUAGAAACUUUCAAAUCAGUUAGAAAUUUAGAGCUGUAUAAACUGCUAUUUUAACACUGCAAGAACGAGCUUGUAUGUUUUUAUAAAUAUAGAAUGUGAAGUGUAAAAAGUGUUACUUAUUUAAAAAGAAUGAAUCAUUUGUGUU
Messenger RNA from Mizuhopecten yessoensis (Yesso scallop), 2161 nucleotides. RefSeq names its product dynein assembly factor with WDR repeat domains 1-like. NCBI's taxonomy places the organism in Eukaryota, Metazoa, Mollusca, Bivalvia, Pectinida, Pectinidae. Bases 47 to 1294 code for a protein of 415 amino acids. Gene Ontology annotation, molecular function: protein binding. The record is from RefSeq and is a predicted model, not a curated record. The transcript is spliced from 13 exons.